Messenger RNA from Eurytemora carolleeae, 990 nucleotides. RefSeq lists its product as uncharacterized. The record is from RefSeq and is a predicted model, not a curated record. The transcript has 10 exons. Gene Ontology annotation, molecular function: growth factor receptor binding; growth factor activity. Bases 43 to 798 code for a protein of 251 amino acids. Gene Ontology annotation, biological process: positive regulation of protein autophosphorylation; positive regulation of cell population proliferation. NCBI's taxonomy places the organism in Eukaryota, Metazoa, Arthropoda, Copepoda, Calanoida, Temoridae. Gene Ontology annotation, cellular component: membrane.
ACAGAAACUGCACUAAUAGUGAACCAAUUAAACGAAAAAAAAAUGAAAUUCUUUUCAAGAAUUAUAAUGUUUACAGCUGUUAACAAUAUGUUUGUAACCCCUGAAUAUACUGGUAUAGAAGAGUGCAGCAGCGAGACCAUGGAAUCUGUCUGGAAUCAGACGCGGCAAACUUCCUGUCAACUCAGACAUGUGACAAUCAAUCUAGAUGCUUCAAACCAUACCGGUACUGUACAGGUAAUUCCUUCACAAACAGUCGUAAAACGGUGCGGGGGCUCCUGCCUUUCCCCUUCACAUUCAUGCUAUCCUACUAGCUCAACUAUGGUGAGUGUAGAAGCUAUGAUAAUCUCUACCAGCUGGAAUGAGGGAGAAUGGUCAACACUUUGCCAAACAUUCAGAGUUAGAGAGGAUACAGCAUGUGCUUGUGGUUGUACAGUAAGACCAGAGGACUGUACAGUACAUCAGUACUACCAGCCACAGGCCUGUAAGUGUAUUUGCAAAAACUGGAAACUCAGAAACAGCUGCGUCAGUCAGGAUAAGUAUUGGGACACGGAGAGCUGUACAUGUCUGUGCAAAAACUGGAGGUCAUGCAGUACAGGAUAUUUGUUUGAUGGUCAGAACAGUUGUACUUGUGUUCCAACAUUUGUUGUAGCAAGUCCCUCAAUAGUUGUAGUUGUAGCAGUUGCUUUAUUCUCAGCCCUUGGUCUACUUACCCUACUCAUCCUUAGUAGAAAAUCAGGGAAUGCAAAUCUUUCAAGACGAGAAACCUUGGCGCGAGUUUUAACGGAAGAAGAAAUAUAGAAAAUAAGACAAAUAAGAUCCGAAGUAGUCUCAUCCCUAAACUUCAACAACUUCUCACUAUCUUCAAAAUGCAUAAUUUUAACAUUUAAGUGACCACUGUGCAUAGAUGGCAUGAUGCCCUAAUAUACGACAGUAAACCCGGCCUUGAAACCUUUAUCUGAUCAAAAAUUGAAAAUAUAUUUUCGUUUUUUU